Amaranthus tricolor (Joseph's coat) is the source of this 2480-nucleotide messenger RNA. RefSeq names its product 3-ketoacyl-CoA synthase 11-like. Gene Ontology annotation, molecular function: acyltransferase activity, transferring groups other than amino-acyl groups. The record is from RefSeq and is a predicted model, not a curated record. Gene Ontology annotation, cellular component: membrane. Gene Ontology annotation, biological process: fatty acid biosynthetic process. The transcript is spliced from 2 exons. The coding region runs from base 582 to 2138 and encodes 518 amino acids. NCBI's taxonomy places the organism in Eukaryota, Viridiplantae, Streptophyta, Magnoliopsida, Caryophyllales, Amaranthaceae.
UCCACAUGACUAGUCAACCUCUUCAAACUGAGUAGGCGCCGCCGCGUAACUGCUAUAAAUCAUUCAUACACACAUUAUACACUCACUUUCUCUCAAAAAAAUAGAGUAAUUAUUUUUCUCUCUCCUCACCCCUCAAUAAAUAUUCCAAGAAACGCGUAAGUUAACUGUGGCAAUUGCCAGUUCUUUUUAGUGGCUAACCAUUAACUUCUCUACUUCCCCUAUAAAUUUAUUUUUCAACUGGGUUUUUGCUUUCCAAAUUUAGAUUCAUUUUUAUUUUCACCUUUUAAAAAGUAAAUUAAUUGAAAAAAGAAAAACAAAAUAUAAAAUCUAAAAGUCAAUCUCUUUUCCCUUCGUUUAGUGGUGUGUUUUUGGCCUUUUAGGUUCACGUGGGUGAGAUUCCUUCUCCAUCCUUUCAUUCGGAGGGACCCUUUUGACAACUCUACCAUUUUGUUUUGCUUUGGUGGGCUUUUUACAAGGUUUGUUUUCUGAUCUGUUUUUUUUUUUAUAUAAUUAUUCUUGUUUAGAGUUUUUAUUUGAUUUUUUUGGCACAUUCAAUUGUUUUUCGGGGAAAAAAGUGGAAUAUGGCCGAGGAAAAACCCAGUUCACCUUUGAUCCCACCACCAGAAAUGAGCUCAUCGUCUUCGUCGUCGAGAAAGCUACCGGAUUUUAAGCAAUCAGUGAGAUUGAAGUAUGUGAAGCUUGGGUACCAUUACCUUAUUACUCAUGCAAUGUACCUAUUUCUUACUCCUUUUGUAGUCAUUGUUGCUGCUCAGCUUUCAACAUUUUCACUUGAGGAUAUUCAUUUACUUUGGGAGCAUCUUCAAUAUAACCUUAUUUCUGUGAUUAUAUGUUCAACCCUCAUUGUAUUCUUGUCCACUUUGUACUUUAUGACCCGUCCUCGCCCUGUUUACCUUGUUAAUUUCUCAUGCUACAAACCAAAUGAUUCAUUAAAAUGUCCAAGGCCUUAUUUCAUGGAAAAAUCUGAGAUGACUGGUGUGUUUUCUGAACAAAUUCUUGGUUUUCAGAGGAAAAUCCUCGAGAGGUCGGGUCUUGGAGAAGAUACUUACCUCCCUGAGGCUCUUCAUAAUUCACCUCCAAAUCCUUCUAUGGCGUUUGCUCGUAAGGAGGCUGAAGAGGUGAUGUUCGGUGCCAUUGAUGAGCUUUUAGCCAAGACUAGUGUGAAAUCUAAGGACAUUGGAAUACUAGUUGUUAAUUGUAGCUUGUUUAACCCUACCCCUUCGCUCUCAGCCAUGAUUGUUAACCAUUAUAAGCUCCGAGGGAAUAUUGUGAGUUACAACUUAGGUGGGAUGGGAUGUAGUGCGGGGGUUAUUUCCAUUGAUCUCGCCAAGCAACUUCUUCAAGUUCACCCGAACUCUUACGCUUUGGUUGUUAGUACUGAGAACAUCACGUUGAAUUGGUACCUUGGGAAUGAGCGUUCGAUGCUUCUUCCAAAUUGCUUAUUUAGAAUGGGUGCGGCUGCUAUGCUCCUUUCUAACAAGGGAUCGGAUAAGAGAAGGUCUAAGUACCAAUUGGUUCAUAGUGUUAGGACUCACAAGGGUUCAGAUGAUAAGUGUUUUUCUUGUGUGUAUCAACAAGAAGACCCAAGUGGGAAGAUCGGUGUGUCUCUUUCAAAAGAAUUGAUGGCGGUUGCCGGUGAUGCAUUGAAAACGAACAUUACUACUUUAGGACCUCUUGUCCUUCCAAUGUCCGAGCAAUUGCUUUUCUUGGCUACUUUGAUUGGGAAGAAACUCUUCAAGAUGAAGGUGAAGCCUUACAUUCCGGAUUUCAAGUUGGCUUUUGAGCAUUUUUGCAUUCAUGCAGGAGGUAGAGCUGUUCUUGACGAGUUGGAAAAGAACUUGCAACUUAGCGAGUGGCACAUGGAGCCAUCAAGGAUGACCUUAUAUAGGUACGGUAACACCUCAAGCAGCUCUCUUUGGUAUGAAUUGGCUUACUCGGAAGCCAAGGGAAGAAUGAAGAAGGGAGACCGAGUAUGGCAAAUUGCAUUUGGGUCUGGUUUUAAGUGUAACAGCGCAGUUUGGAAGUCUUUAAGAACUAUGAAUCCCGCUGACGAGAAGAAUCCAUGGAUGGAUGAGAUCGAAAAGUUCCCCGUCAAUGUACCUUUGGUUUCUCCAUUCUAAAACUCCUGUAUUUCGUUCUUGCAAUUCUUGGUUUGAUGUCUCCAUUUUCGCAGAGAUUGUUCGAUGAAUGACUUAGAAAGAUGGUAUGGUAAGGUAACUCUUAGAAAAUCUGUCAGGAUAUAGAGGUAGAAGCCGAUACCAAUUUGUAUGGUGAAAUCCUCUUGAAUUAGAUUUGAUCAUAUUCUGAGGUUCUGUUCCUUUUUUCUUUGAAUAUUUUGUGCUGUUAAAAUAUACUCAUGAUGUACUUAAUUUUUAUGGCUCAAUUGUAUCACAUCUUCAUGUUGAACUUGUGCAAAUUCUGGGUUCUCUUCAAAUUAACAUCUAAAUCAAUGUUUGUUACUA